AGAGAGAGAGAGAGAGAGAGAGAGAGAGACAGACUCUGCCUUGCUCUUUGGCGCCUCUCCUCCUCCUCCUUCUCCUCCUCCUCCUGGCCCGGCUUGUGGGACCCACAGGACCCGAAGUGCCUUCCUCUCAGCCCCAGACCCGCCAUGGCCGAAGAGCAGCCCCAGGUCGAGCUCUUUGUGAAGGCUGGCAGUGAUGGAGCCAAAAUUGGGAACUGUCCCUUUUCCCAGAGGCUCUUCAUGGUCCUUUGGCUCAAGGGAGUGACCUUCAAUGUAACCACAGUUGAUACCAAAAGGAGGACAGAGACAGUACAAAAGCUCUGCCCUGGAGGACAGCUACCAUUCCUGAUGUAUGGGACAGAGGUCCAUACAGACACUAACAAGAUUGAAGAAUUUCUGGAAGAAGUUCUGUGCCCUCCUAAGUACCCCAAGUUGGCUGCCCGUAAUCCAGAGUCCAACACAGCUGGACUUGAUGUCUUUGCCAGGUUCUCUGCUUUCAUCAAGAACUCAAACCCAGCACUCAAUGCUAACCUCGAGAAAGGUUUGCUGAAAGCAUUGAAGGUUAUGGAUAUAUAUUUGGUGACACCACUCCCAGAAGAGGUGGAUGAGAACAGUGCUGAGGAUGAGGGCCAGUCCAACCGCAAAUUCCUUGAUGGGGACGAACUCACUUUGGCCGACUGCAAUCUGCUGCCAAAGCUGCACAUUGUCAAGGUGGUUUGCAAGAAAUACCGUAACUUUACCAUCCCUGAGGAGUUCCGCGGCAUCCACCGCUAUCUGAAAAAUGCUUACGCUCGUGAGGAAUUUGCCAGCACCUGUCCAGAUGAUGAAGAAAUUGAAUUAGCUUACGAGCUGGUUGCCAAAGCCUUGAAAUAACAAACUUCUGGGCAUGGAAAAGGGACGUGGCACUUCCGUGGCAGGGAUUGUUGGGGUUGGGGGCAUCAAGGGAUAUUUUUUAUGUAUGUACAUGUAUUUCACAGCAGCGGGAGGGGGGAAUCUGUUUCUGUGUGGGACAAAAUGAUUUGAAUUUAAAUAUAAAUAAAAAUUGAAAUAACUUGUUUUUAAAAAUACCAAA
This is a messenger RNA of Anolis sagrei ordinatus, 1069 nucleotides long. RefSeq names its product chloride intracellular channel 1 (gene CLIC1). The record is from RefSeq and is a predicted model, not a curated record. Lineage: Eukaryota; Metazoa; Chordata; Lepidosauria; Squamata; Anolidae.